AUGAAAAUUGUCCAGGUACGCACCUCUGCGUCAAUUGCUCCCGGCCCUUGCAGAAGCCUAGCUUCUUGGACGGGUGGUGCCGCGACUGUGUGGACAAAGAGAUGGCACAUAGAGGUCUCAGCGUAUCGCCACCAGGCCAUCUGCAGCUUGACUUCUGGAUUAGGGUUUUGGGCUUUACGGGCUUUCAUCACCAACGUAACGUUUGCAGGCGAUGCUUUGAAUCAUGCAUGCCAUGAACCACCUCCCUUGCCGCCUCCAGCUUUGCCACCAGACGACGUGCUUGGACUCCAGCCCGAAAGUUUGCCAGCCAACCAGCUGCCGCCGCCAGCUGCUCCACCUGAGGAGCCUUUUCCCCAAGGUCCUGGGAGAAGACUGCGCGUCAAAACUGAUGCUGCGGACGCUUCCCAAAUCGCUCGCAAGCCGCAGCGCUCGAGCAGAGAGAGCUGGGCCAACUUCUUUGCCAGGUACCACAUGCACUAUGUGGACAGGUUGGCACAUGGACGGCCUCAAGCCAGCCAGAAGGAAUACAGAAAUCGCUGGGCUGGGCUUACGACCGCAGAGCAAGCAGCGUUCCAAAAGGAACAUGCGGCAACUACUGGUGCACCCACGGAGAUUGCACCGUGUUCACAAAGCGUGAACAUCCCCGAGAGCUACGACUUCAAGUCGCUCGUUGCAGAGUUUACUGGCCUGUCAGGCAGUCACGCAGCCAUCCUAGGCAAUGACGACGGCCGUUGGCUCCUUUACUGCAAGGUGGCUCUCAUGGUCAAGAGAGGCGACUUCAAGACUGCAACUGCGGCUGAACAGCAGUGCAAGAGCCUGCGAGUUACGCGUCAGAAGUUGAUGGCGGUUCUAGCCAUGCUUGAGCAAGGACCUCUUUCAAGAGAAUGCCCUCCAACAUUCAAAAGCGGUGCCAAGCCUCAUGCAUCUUUGACGCUGCAGGAGAAGGAGGACCUCUUGCAAAUGGUGAAGUUCCACGCUCAAUGCGCCCUGCCCUUCACUAUCCGUGACGUGGAGCGUGCUAUCAUGUGUUUUCGCAUGGCUCGCGAAGGCAUUCUUCGCUUCCACUGGGACACUGCCGAAGAGCUUGCAGACAAGGCAGAUGCGAUGUGUGCAAAAUAUGCGCCUAGCAAUCUCUGGCAGAACUUCCGUCUCUGGGUGAAAGAGAACAAACCACAAUCUGAGUGGCUCUUGGUGAAGCGGUUGAAGCAGAAACCAGUGGAACACAUAUCGGCUGUCUCCGACAAGGUCAUCAUCGAUUCUUUCAACGAGAUAGAGUCCAUGCUUCUGGAUAGCGGGAUCGCUGUCUUGGUCGACGGCGUGCCAGUCUUGCAGAAAUCACAAUGCCAUCGCUUGGCCAUCACUGAUGAAAAAGGCGUUUCCCAGAGGCAGGACGACGUGACAGCUGGGAUUGUGCACAAGGGCCAGGCCAGCCGUGCCAAAGCGGUCGCGCCAGAAAUGUCGUGGGCACAUGUAACGUUUACGUCUUUCUUGCCCAUGGUCGUCCCGGAGGACCUGCCUGAGCUGCCUGUGGGCAUUGUUGUGCCGUUCACGAAGGCACUCGACCUUGUGUGCAGGGUGACUGGGUUCCCAUGCCUAGCCAGUGUUAUCCCUUUACUCACUCGACAAGAUGUGAAUGCAGAAUACUACUGCUGA
This is a messenger RNA of Symbiodinium sp. CCMP2456, 1653 nucleotides long. NCBI's taxonomy places the organism in Eukaryota, Dinophyceae, Suessiales, Symbiodiniaceae. The record is from the annotation of a GenBank genome assembly.